This is a messenger RNA of Alosa alosa (allis shad), 891 nucleotides long. RefSeq names its product olfactory receptor 142-like. Gene Ontology annotation, cellular component: membrane. Bases 1 to 891 code for a protein of 296 amino acids. The transcript has a single exon. Gene Ontology annotation, molecular function: G protein-coupled receptor activity; olfactory receptor activity. The record is from RefSeq and is a predicted model, not a curated record. NCBI's taxonomy places the organism in Eukaryota, Metazoa, Chordata, Actinopteri, Clupeiformes, Clupeidae. Gene Ontology annotation, biological process: G protein-coupled receptor signaling pathway.
AUGGAACAUCAGAAUAAUUUAUACUUAACUGCUUUCCUUCUACCAUACAUUUUAACCAUUGCUUUGAAUACACUUGUAAUUGUUGUUAUUUACAAAGAACGAGCCCUACAUAAACCUAUGUACAUUUUCAUUUGCAAUUUAUCAUGUAAUGGAAUAUACGGAAGCACAUCUUUAUUGCCACAUAUAAUGACUAAGCUUGCUACAAAGUCAUAUACAAUCUCUUUGGUCAACUGUUUAAUUCAGAUAUUUUGUAUACACACUUGGGGUAUUGUUGAACUGACAACGCUGGCUAUAAUGGGAUAUGACCGGUAUAUUGCCAUAUGCACCCCAUUACAGUAUCAUGACAAAAUGUCUCCAAGGAAGGUCAAAAUUCUCAUUGCAUUCAGUUGGAUCUUUCCUUUGUGUACUAUUCCACUUUAUUUAGUACUGACUAUCCGGCUGUCUUUUUGCAGUAAUAUAAUUCAUAAAACCUACUGUGUAAAUUUUGAUCUAGUUAAGCUUUCCUGCACUAGCACGUUUGUAAAUAACAUUGUUGGGCUUCUUACACUGUGUGUGUAUAUGUUCCCUCAGCUCCUUGUGAUUUUGUUUUCAUAUGCUCAAAUUCUAAACAUUUGCAUACAUGCAUCCAAGGAGUGUCGAAAGAAAGCCCUUCAAACAUGUAUACCACAUUUGUUGACAAUUAUAAACUAUUUUGUUGGUGCUUGUUUUGAAAUGAUCCAAGCUCGCACAAGAGGAACCCAGACACCAUUUGGUGUAGCAGUAUUUUUGUCUGUGUAUGUCGUAAUCUUGCAACCACUAUUUGACCCUCUACUGUAUGGUUCUAGUUCGCUCAAAUUGUACAUUGUGCAGUUUUUUCAAAAGAGGAAGUUGUCACCAUUAAGUAAGCGAUAG